Molecule: messenger RNA, 840 nt
Organism: Nelumbo nucifera (sacred lotus)
Lineage: Eukaryota; Viridiplantae; Streptophyta; Magnoliopsida; Proteales; Nelumbonaceae
Gene: SDH7
Product: succinate dehydrogenase subunit
Cellular component (GO): respiratory chain complex II (succinate dehydrogenase)
Source: RefSeq, a predicted model, not a curated record
GUAAAGAAAACUAUUGGUAGUUUUUUCAAUGACGGUGGGAAGCCAUUCAGCUUCGCAGCUGUCGCCGCUGGACAUCUCUCUCUGGUGAUUCUCUUUAAUCAAGGUUUUGAUAUCGCAGUAAUGGCCUACCUACUGAAGCAAACCGCGAUGUUUUCCCGUUUUCGACCAAAUUCUCAGAAGACGGGAGAUUCCUUUGCUUUCUCACGUCGCCAGUUGCACAUCGAACCAGGGCCUCGCGAGAAAGCUCUCUUGGAAGAAGAUCCUGCAUUAAAGCGGUUCAAAUCACAUAAGAAGAGUGUGUGGCGACUCAAACGUAUUGGAGAUAUCCUCACUAUUGUUGUUGUUGCUGGUUGUUGUUAUGAAAUUUAUGUUAAAGCGGUGAUGCGGGAAGAAUCUCGUAAACAGGCACAGGCUAUAAAUGAGGGCGCAUAAUGAACAAUGUAUCCCCUCAUAAGCAUUUCAGUUUUCUAGGUGAGAUCAUUAGCUGCUCCUACCGAAGGUUUUCCAUCAGUGUUAUUAAAUUGUAGUUUCAAGUUGUCUGAAUAAGUGGGAGCAAGUCCGUUGGCUUCAGUUGGUUUAAAUGAAACUUGGAAAGCAUGGUGGUAAAAAGAGCUGGCUUCGUCCUCUUUCUCCCCAGUUUGGAGUUGUGGAAAAUGUCAGCCAAUAAGCUUAGUAUCAAAUCACCCAAGUGAUCAAGGGAAUGCCCUGAUGCUAAAAGCGAGGCUGUAAUUUUCCAGCAUUUCUUGGCUCUAGGGACAUCUGGAUCUUUUUAAUGUAGCUGAAUUAAUUAUGUUUACUGGAACCCUUCAAUAAAUCUGAUUUGAGCUUGUAAUUUUGCAA